This is a messenger RNA of Ectocarpus sp. CCAP 1310/34, 580 nucleotides long. NCBI's taxonomy places the organism in Eukaryota, Phaeophyceae, Ectocarpales, Ectocarpaceae. The record is from the annotation of a GenBank genome assembly.
GAUACUCAUGGGACCUGUGCAUGAUCUUCCCGACAGAUGUGAGAGCUUGCCAUUGCUGGCCGCCAUCGGGAGUGCCGCACGCUUCUGAGAUCAUCCGGAGGCUUCACAACGCCGGCAUGGAGACGUACCUCUACUACUCCGUGCAGAUGGACGAAAUCAUCUGCAAGAUCCGGUGAGGACGGAGAGGACGGAGAGAGACCUACCGGAUCUUGCAUACCUUACCUUGCCGGGAGAUGUUUUUGGUACAAUAUCACACUUGUUUUUGUACUCGUUUUUUGUGUCUGUGUGCUGUUUGGUGUCUUCGCUUCCAACGUCUUUUACUUGUUGUCUGGCGGGGCACCACCCAUGUUUGGGUUGCUUUGACGACUUACCGGAUGGAGGCUGGCAACUUGAGUGGGGUGCCUCACUCUUCUUUCGGGUUGGUACGGUUGUGGUUCGCCGUGGGAAGCGGGCGUAAGCGAGGCAUGGACAACCGCUGUCACGUAUUCCUUGAAUUCCUUGACAAAGGAGCGCGAACACGUAUGAUGGACAGUACGCGUGAGGGUUCGAAAUACCUAUGCAUACGUUGAUUUAGAAUCUG